This is a messenger RNA of Mercenaria mercenaria, 4311 nucleotides long. RefSeq lists its product as uncharacterized. Lineage: Eukaryota; Metazoa; Mollusca; Bivalvia; Venerida; Veneridae. The transcript has 12 exons. Gene Ontology annotation, biological process: positive regulation of DNA-templated transcription. The record is from RefSeq and is a predicted model, not a curated record. Gene Ontology annotation, cellular component: chromatin; nucleoplasm. Gene Ontology annotation, molecular function: ubiquitin-protein transferase activity; zinc ion binding. The coding region runs from base 180 to 2174 and encodes 664 amino acids.
GUUAGAGAAGACCCACUUUCAAACAUAUUUCAGGAUAAACGCUCUGUAGAAUCACCCGAACAGAAUGUUCUGUUUACAGAAUUAAACGGUAUUCUUUAACAAUACCAAGUAUAUAAAUAGUAUUGUCCAUGCAAUUUAUGACGAAAACAAGCAAAAUGGCGACAGAUUUUUGACAGAAAAUGAGUAUUGCAACAUUGUUCCAGGCACGUUCGAGAUAUUCUCACGCUGAUAUGCCACUUAGAGACUUUCCUUCUAAAAAUUUGUCUCACUUCAACAGAAGCGAAAGAUACAAAAGUACAAAAAGGCGACGAAUUUUCCGGCAAGGCUCUUUUUGCCCGAUUUGCCAAGAAAUACCAACAGCUCCGAAGUUGCUAAACUGUGAACACGUUUUCUGUAAAACAUGUCUGCAGGGGCUCAUUGAUUCAGAUACAAGUCUACCAGCAUUUCGUUGUCCGGUGUGUCGACACAUCCAUUACAAACAUGUUGAGGGAGCAAACGGAUUCGAAGAUGCGUCAAUUGUAUCUGCACUUCCAUCCACCAUGCAUAGUUCUUUUUGCAGCAACUGUCGUGCGAAUUCAAGCUUUUUGUGUCCACAUUGUGGUGAUCGUCUGUGUGAAAACUGUAAAUAUCGUCAUACAAUGAAAGCAAAGAAAGAAAUAAAAUUACUGAUAGAUCAGCUGAGUGGACGGUUAGGUAAUCCAGAUGUGAACGAUGGCCAACUAGAAGAAAUCAUAGCACCUCUUCCAGAAUUUAUAAUCACUGCCAGACAAGAAAUUACGAGAAACGCACCAAGAGACGACGAACUGAUGAACAUAUGGAGGACUGCUGAAGAGUAUGUCAAUAAAAUGACAUAUCUGCCGCAUCAGGACGAACUAAUUCAAAUACCCGAACGGCUCGAUAAUAACAAUACCCCGACCAGCGAGAUAUCUACCAGACGUUUAGACAGCAACGUCAACCAUAUUGCAUACAGAGGGAGCCGUACGAAUCAAACUAUACAAAACACCAAUGCAGGUCAUUCAGACACCCAUGAUACCAGUAACUCAGUGGUAAAUGAAGGAAAUAUAAACAGUCGAGACAAUAGACGUUUAGAAUGCAACGUCUAUCUUUGUACAAGCAGAGGUAGCCAAACUCACCAAAACAGGCACAACAACGACACAAUGCAUGGAGAUACACACAGAAACAGUAACACAGUGGUUAAUCAAGAAACUACUAACAGUCGUGGCAAUGGGUACUAUAAUAACAGAUUCAGAAUCGACAACUACGAUAUCCCAACCGGCGAGGAUUUUACCAGACGUUUAGACAGCAACGUCAAUCUUUAUACAAACAGAGGGAGCCAUACGAAUCAAAAUAUACCAAACAACAAUGCAGAUCAUUCAGAUACACAUAAUACCAGUAACUCAGUGGUAAAUCAAGGAACUACUAACAGUCGUGACAAUAGACUCGACAACCACAAUAUCCCAACCAGAGAGGAUUUAGACAGCAACGUCAGUCUUGGUACAAAUAGAGGGAGCCAUACAAAUCAAAAUAUUCCCAACAACAAUGCAGUUCAUUCAGAUACACAUAAUACCAGUAACAGAGUGGUAAAUCAAGGAACCAGAAACAGUCGUGACAAUAGGACUCCCAUUAACGCUCAACCUUCAGUUAGUGAACCUUCGUAUGGAGCGUGUUUCUCGAUUUUGGGUACAGUGCGAGAUGAAUCUGUAAGCACACUGCGACAUAAAUAUAUUGUGCCAAUAGGUGUUCUUCUUCUUUUGCUCGGUGUCGGCAGGAUUAUCUUCGGAAUACUUAUCGCCACUGUUAUAGACAAAGCAGAAUUCGAGAAACAAAGCCGAAUGAUUACAGCAUUCAUCAUUGUAAAAGGAAUAACAGGAGUGUUGUUCUGGUCUCGGAUAUUGUACAUGUAUCGAAGGACGAACGGGCAGCAUAAUGAGUUUCAGAGCACGUUUGCAUUGUUAUUAUCAAUUUUCAACCUUGUUUGGAUGAUUUUAGGUACGGUAUGGGUGUUCGAUGUGUCGCAUCUACAGAGGGAGCAUUACACAGUGUUGUCAGUGCUUCAACUGAUAACAGUUAUAGACUGGGCUUUAUUUGGAUUUUUUGUGUGCUUCGUUUCUCUGAAAGCUCUUCGGAAAAUACAUGAAAACUGUUGUAGAAGAUACCCAAAUGUAGUUGUUUAAAUUAAGAUUUUUUCAGACAAUUUAAGAGAUAUUCAGGUUUUUACAUGACUAAAUAUAUGUUUGCAUAAACAUUAUAUAUGUAUCUUAUAAAAUGGUUGAUUGUUACCAUGUUUUGAAAUUGCGAAUCUUCUUUAUCCCAAAAUACUUUACUAGUUUCAUAAAAUACACAAUUAUUUUAUUACUAAUACGCAUUUUAAAAAUCCAUGUGAGUGUUAAAGGAUGAUGUUGCCCUCAGAUACAGAUACACUAAUUUUAAUAUUUUUACUAAUAUCAGAACGGGAGCAUGAAAAAUAACCCAUAACUAAGGGGUACGACCGGGCUAUUUGCAUGUUUAUUUGGUUAAGUACAUAUUAGAGUUGGUACCGACCCAAGAAAAUCUAAAGGCAGCAGUUCUCAAUUGACAAAUAAAAUGAAUACAACAUAAAACAUUGGUCAAAAGUGAAAGAGAAAUCAAAUAGGUCCUUUUACCAACAACGGAUCAGACAGACAAAAUAUGACCUACAUUUGUUUAAAUCUCUUUGUAUUCAAUAUACAACAUGCACACUUUUCUAUAGUUAUUUAAUAAGUUGUGGUGAGGCCCUGAUUGAAAGUUUAAUAGUACUUGAAAUUAAGGUAAAAUGAUGGAUAAAAUCCAUAAUUAUUAAAGAAAUUUUUAUGACAUUAAGAAACAUUACGUUAUGAUCUUUUAGCCAAAGUUGUUUAUUGUUCUCAAAUUACAAAAGAAAAGUUAAAUUGGUAUCACGUCUGUGUAAUAACGUAGCUAGAUUGGUAUAUUCGUCGUUUCAAUGGAUCCUUUUGAAAGUGUUUCUUACGUUUUAGGCAUUUUGAAGCUUUUUUCUUACCUUUUCAAGUGUACUUUUCAUCAAAUAAUGUAACACAAAAAAUCAUUGUCAUCAAAUAAAAUUAACAUACUAAGUAUUGUGGUAGUGGUUGUAAGUACAAUAUUUUAAAGUAGCUGAUAGGUAAUGUCUCUGCAAUGUAUUUUAAUCAAUUCAGCUUUUUCUGAAUGAAACUCUCAUGAUCAUUGCUUUCCAUGAAAAACGAAUAAAUACUGAAAAAACAUAUGUAGAUUACUUUAUUAGAAGAUUUUCGUUACAGGUCAACUACCCUAAACAACUAUAAUGUGUUUGUUUAUUGUUGAAAACAAGGUAAGCGGGUAACUUCAGAUAUCAACAUUAAUUUACAAUUUAAACUGUUUACACAACCUGAAAAAAAUGAUAGUAAAAUGGCGUAGGGGUCUGUUUACGUUAAUAACUUCUUUCAGGUAAAUUGUUGAUAUGGUUUAAGUAAGCUUAUAGUACAGAGCAUGUCAUUCUCUUUUACUCAGAUUUGUUUCACUAGUUUUAGACUCUUGGCUGGUCUUGACUUUUGACUUUAUUGAAAGACAAAAUGAAGUUCAUUUUAGGCUCUUUCAAAGCGUUGAAAGUAGACUAAACUUAUACUGUACUCCACUGAAUUUAUUUAGAUGCGGAGAAAGCUUACACGUUUUAUUCUGUAAUGAUGACACAAUCUUUAGCUGCCACAAAAUUAUUUGGCUAAGUUCACGUCGGAGCUCUAGGGAAGUGUAGGCUGUUGUGUAAAUGAUACUUUCUCCCACCUGUAAAGUAACUGACCAAUCAGAAAUUUGGCCCUGGAAAUAUGUAAAACGUUUUUUCCCUGCACGUUGAGCGCUGUGAUGAAAAGUCAAGAACCAAAAAAAACCUGCCUCGUAGCGGAGUUUGAUGAGUUCAGCUUUCCAACAAGGAAGGUACGAAUGAUGUACUAACUUACACCGUUCAAAUGGGUUAUCGUUUAUAGAGUCGGUCUCUACUCAACCCCAGAGUUCGUCGUGAACUUAGCCUUGGGUGAUAUGCAGGUGUACAAUUGGGCAGUCAUAUGUAGUGGCGCAUGUCGAGCCGAGUAAUAUAGCAUGGUCAAAUCAGGCGUUGAUAAUAAUGUGCGCAAACUAUCAGUAAUAAAUACAGAAUCAAAACAGUCCAAGACAGAGGAUUGAAAAUAAUUAAAGCCAAACCUGUGACUGUAAAUAAGUUCGCACUUAACUCCAUUCUAACACCUCAACACAUUAUCUCCCAUUUGUUUUAUCUGUCUUAAAAUACAUGUCAUUUGUGCUAAUAAAGAGUGAAUAUCAGUUAACUGA